Episyrphus balteatus (marmalade hoverfly) is the source of this 2847-nucleotide messenger RNA. Its product is annotated as RING finger protein 10. Gene Ontology annotation, biological process: positive regulation of transcription by RNA polymerase II. The transcript has 5 exons. Lineage: Eukaryota; Metazoa; Arthropoda; Insecta; Diptera; Syrphidae. Bases 434 to 2599 code for a protein of 721 amino acids. The record is from RefSeq and is a predicted model, not a curated record. Gene Ontology annotation, molecular function: transcription cis-regulatory region binding; metal ion binding.
UUUUCAUUUUCUUGCAUACUUCAUCGUCGUCGCCAUUAUUUUUAAAAUCAGCUCGGAAGCUGAUUUUUGCAAAAUUUUUUAAUUCGAUUUUCUCGAUAAUCGUUGGAUUUUUCCAUCAAAUCGACACAAAUUAUUGUCGAUUAGCGUGAAAACGCCAUUAAUUUCCAAAAAUUUCCCAGUUUUCUUUACAAAUUUUCUCACCAGAAAAUCUUUAAAAAAGUCAGUACAAAGGAAUAAAUUUGUAUUGUGUGUGCGUAAUAAUCAUGGCCCAAUAAAAUGUAUCAACUCAAAGAAUUCGAAGUGAAAACUCCAUGUGGAGGAAAAAUCCACGAUUCGUCGGAUUCGUCAUCAUCAUCUGUAGCUUAUAAUUUUUUUAAGAAGAGUAUUUUUUCUUUCGAUUUUGAUUUAAAUUUUAUUAACCAACAAACAAGUAAUGGACAAAAAACAACAACAACCAUAUUCUCGACAGGGUUCCAGCAAAGCCCUGUCAUCGUCUGAUUCACGUAAGAGCGCAGAACUUUAUUCCAACAAACCUUGGCCGAAAAAUUCGCGUCGUAGAGAAAAUCCUAAUUGCCCAGCUUCGAAGAACGAUAGUCAACGCGGCAGCAAGGUUGGUCCAGCAAAGACAAGGCCCAAUGUCGACAAACGGCCGAAGGCUCGUGGUGGUCCCAAUAAUAACUAUGGGCUCGCUGCCGGCCAAUCGGCAUUCGAGGACGUGCCUCCUGGCGGCGCCGGACUAGCAUCUGAAGAUGAAUUGCCGUAUCUUGAAUUUGCCGGCAGUAAUGCUACAACUGCUGAUCAUGAACAUGAAUUGAAUUCUGUUUAUCUAGCUGGAAGCAAGAAGCAGAAUUUGAAUCAUUUACUAAACUUUCAUUAUGGUCCCAGAGAGUAUGACAACUACAGUGGAUUAAAUGUGUUUGGUAAAAAUAGCAACACUAAUCGUUCCCAAGUUAAGAAGCAUAAAUACAACAAGGAGCAGUAUUUGCAAGCCAACUUCCAAUUCGUUGUAAACUGGAAGGCUAAACAAAAGAUAACACACUCACCAGAUACUCUUAUCGAUUGGGAUUUAAUUGAGCAAAUUAAUAUUCAAACGACCGAGGAGCCUCAAUGCCCCAUCUGUUUGUAUCCACCUCUUGCGGCUAAACUAACACGUUGUGGUCAUGUAUAUUGCUGGCCAUGUAUUCUUCAUUAUCUUGCAUUAUCUGACAAAACCUGGCGUAAAUGCCCCAUAUGCUACGAAGCAGUACAUACAAAUGAUUUGAAAAGCACAACCAUUGUUCAGCAAGUUAAUUUUAGUGUUGGAAAUUAUAUAAGUUUUCAAUUGAUGCAACGCAAAAAGGGUUCACUUUCAAUUGAAAAAUACAAUAUUUCUCAUUCGACCAACGAUGAUGAACAACUUCACAUGUACUCGGCCAGUACUGAUGACGAAUCGAAAUUUGCAAAAUUCUUGGUAGCAAAUAGAUCGGAUGUAAUUUCAAUUAUUGAAAGGGAACAAAAUGAACUGGCAUUUUGUGAAAGUGAAGCAAAUUGCCCCGAAUUUGUAUUCGUACAACAAGCUUUGGAUUUGUUGAAAGCCAGGAAGCUUGAAAUUAAUAAUGAAAUAGAAAACAUUAUGGAAAAGAAAGUUACUGUAAAAGUUGAAAAUGAAAAUUGCUUGCCGAAGGAGCAGCCUGAAGUCGUCAUUGACGAUUCUGAAAUUAAAAAACCACCCACACCAGUGGAAGAAGAAAAAUAUUCAAAAUAUUACUAUUUUUAUCAAUCUAUAGACGGGCAAAAUAUUUUCCUUCAUCCAUUGAAUGUGAAAAUGCUGCAAGCUUGCUACGGAUCACUUGAUCAGGCCCCAUUGAUUGUGAAUGCAAAGAUUUUGCAAAAAGAACACCAUUCAAUGGACGAGGAUCAUCGAAGAAAAUUUACGUGUUUGGGUCACUUACCUCUCACUUGUCAUUUUGAGGUGGUUGAGGUGCAGUUAGAACCACCAAUGGUAUCUGAAGAUGUUUUGCGUGUUUUCAAAGAUGACAUUCUUCAAAGGAAAAAAUUAAGACAAAAACGAGACAGAGAAGAAAAGAAACGUGAAAUUAAAAUAAAUGCAAUUAACGAUAGACAAAUGGGAAAACUUCUUUCAAGCACGGCCAACAUAAAUUUGUCUUCCUCGCAUGAAUUUCCAACGUGUGGCUUCGAGGAAACCCUUGCCGGUUCUCCAAAUGAAAUGUUUACUGAAGCCAUCAAUAUACCAAGUCAACCGAGCUCAUCAAAACGCACCACCUAUUCAUCAAUUGCUAAUUCUAUUGAUUCGCCAAUAGCAGAAUUCUGGCCAACCAUGGGAAAUUCAACAUAUUCUCCAAAAGCCACUAAAGAUUCAACUUGGGUAAAAGAAUCUACAGUAACACGUCAAAGAAUGACGUCUGAGCGUUACAGUGAAAGUGAUUCUGUAGAAGAAUUUCAUCCGGCACCAAACUUGGGAGAUGUUUUGGCAGAAGCAAUAAGCCAAAAACAUAACGCUCCCAAUAAAAAUGAACCCAAAAAUAGUGGUAGCAAAAAAUCUAAGAAAAACAAGAAAAUGUUGGUUUUCUCCACUGGCAUGAAUUUUAGCGGAAAAUAAUUAAAAGCAUACAACAAAAAAAUAUAUUAAUAAAUUCAGCUUCAAGAUAUAAUCAUACAAAAAAAUAAGUUUAACACAACAAAAAAAAAAUACUACUACUAAUACAGCUAAGCUUACUUUGUUAAUUAUUAUUUUGUUUAAUCACAAGAAUUCCAAUUCUUGUGAUGUUCUGAGUUAUCUAAAAUGUAAAAUCUUUUUAGUUCUUGAUUUAUUUUAAUAAAGCUUAUCCAUUAUAUCCAUCAGGCAAA